Molecule: messenger RNA, 207 nt
Organism: Sclerotinia borealis F-4128
Lineage: Eukaryota; Fungi; Ascomycota; Leotiomycetes; Helotiales; Sclerotiniaceae
Source: the annotation of a GenBank genome assembly
AUGCGCCGACCCUACCUCUCCAUUCGCACAUUAUCUUCUCACGUUCGUUGCAACCCCAUAUACGAAGAGACCGAAGCCAAAAAAGCCGAAGCAAACAAGAAACCCGCGACUGGCAUUACAAAAAAGCGCUUUUCUUUCCCAUGCCUUCCAUUCUUCGGUAUGGAUAAAAAGAACGAAUAUCUCAACAUUGAAGAAGACUAUGAUUAA